This is a messenger RNA of Myotis brandtii (Brandt's bat), 2572 nucleotides long. It is a transcript of the gene BICDL2, whose product is annotated as coiled-coil domain containing 64B. The coding region runs from base 915 to 2237 and encodes 440 amino acids. The record is from RefSeq and is a predicted model, not a curated record. The transcript has 9 exons. Lineage: Eukaryota; Metazoa; Chordata; Mammalia; Chiroptera; Vespertilionidae. Gene Ontology annotation, biological process: vesicle transport along microtubule; Golgi to secretory granule transport.
UCCUUGAGUGGCCCAAGUUGGUUCCCUCAGGGCCUUUGCACUUACUGUUCCUUGCAUUUAGCCCUCUUCCUUCUUGCCCUGCAGGAGUCCAUUCAAACAUCACUUCCUACCUAGGGAGCCUCCACCCUACCCUGCUCUUCAUUACUUUCCAGGGUUUCUUUACAGCCCUUACUGUCCCUCCAAAACACCUAGUUCAAGCAUGUGUCUAUUUGCCUAAGACCUUGGACGCAAGCUGUUUGAGGCAGGGAACGCUGUGCUCUGGCUUGCUGCUGACAGCCAGACCCCAGAAUAGGAGAAGCUCAGGCAAUAUUGGAUGGAUGGAUGGAUGGAUGGAUGGAUGGGACAUGGUGAUAUUAAGGGACUUGCCUGACCACAAAGCAGCAGCAGAGCUGAGCACCAACCAAGACCAUUGGACCCCAAUCCUGUGGGCUUAAUCCUAGAGAAGUGUUGCCCCCACAGUUUUUGGUUAAAAACCUGGCUGCCUGGGUUGGGAUCCCUGCUCCACUAAUUCACUAUGUGUCCUUGGCAAGGCAUCUUUACCUCUCUGAGCCUGUGUUCUCGUUUGUAAAAUGAGGACGUUAACGAUUCUAACUCUAGUGGAUUAAAUGAAGUAGCACACGGCCUGGCAGGAGUACUGCUAAUAACUGUAGCAACUGUGGCUGGCAUCACUUUCCCGCUUCGAUAAUUAGAGCGUGGGGGCGACUUGCCUGCCUCCCCAAGCUGGGUAUCUGGGUGUGCCAGGCUUGCCCUCCCACUCGUUGGACAGGUUUGGGAGAGGGCGGGCAGAGGCGUGGGGCCCAGGAGGGGCUGGCCAGGGUUAAUUAGAGGGAGCUGGCUGGGAGGAGCUGGGGGAGAGGGGCUGAGCAGAGGCUGUGCAGAAGCUCAACCUCCAGAGCCCCUAGUUGUGUGAGACUAUGGGUCGGGGCUUAAAUUCUGCCAGACUCAGGCGCCAGAAACGGCGCCUGCAACAUCGGGUCCAGAAGUCCAGGCAGCAGCCAGAGCGGCUGCAGCAGGAGAAUCAUGAGCUCCGCCGGGGCCUGGCAGCACGGGGAGCCGAGUGGGAGGCCAGGGCUGUGGAGCUGGAGGGGGAUGUGGAGGCCCUGCGGGCCCAGCUUGGAGAACAACGCUCAGAGCAGCAGGACAGUGGACGAGAACGAGCCCAGGCCCUCAGGGAACUCAGUGAGCAGAACCUGCGGCUCAGCCAGCAAUUGGCCCAGGCCUCCCAGACUGAGCAGGAGCUUCAGAAGGAACUAGAUGGCCUUCGGGGGCAGUGCCAGGCCCAGGCCCUGGCCAGGGCAGAGCUGAGGACUCGACUGGAAAGUCUGCAGGGGGAGAACCAGAUGCUGCAGAGUCGCCGGCAGGACCUGGAGGCCCAGAUCCGAGGACUGCGUGAGGAGGUGGAGAAGGGCCAGGGCAGGCUACAGGCAACCCACGAGGAGCUGUUGCUACUGCGGCGAGAGAGGCGGGAGCACAGCUUGGAGCUGGAAUGUGCGCGCUCCGAGGCCAGGGAGGCACUGAGUACCCUGCGGAGGCUGCAGCGGCGAGUUUCGGAGCUGGAGGAGGAGUCACGCCUGCAGGACGCCGACACAUCGGGGGCCUCGCUGCAGUCAGAGCUUGCCCACAGCCUGGACAGCGACCAGAACCAGAACCAGAACGCAGAUGGACACAGAGAUGCCCCGACCACUCUGUCCCCGGAGACCCAGGAGGCAUCCAGUCAACAGCCUUCAUCCCAGGAGGAGAGCUUGGAGCCUCCCAUAAAGAAAGCAUCCCUGAGCCCAGGAGAGAUACUGGAGGAGGAGAUGGAAGUGGCCCGGCUGCAGGAUGAGAUCGAGCUUCAGCAGGCAGAGGUCCAGUCCCUGCGGGAGGAGCUGCAGAGGCAGAAGGAGCUGCGGGAACAGGAACCCGAGGAGGCACUGAGCUGCGCCCUCUCGGACAGGGAAACGGCUGUGAACAAGGCCCUGGAACUGUCCCUGGAGCUCAGCCGCGUCUCUCUGGAGCGGGACUCCCUCUCCCGGGAGCUGCUUCGCACCAUCCGCCAGAAGGUGGCGCUGACGCAAGAGCUGGAGGCCUGGCAGGACGACAUGCAAGUGGUGAUUGGGCAGCAGCUGCGCUCCCAGCGCCAGAAGGAGCUGAGCGCCGCUGGGUCCGCUCCGAGUCGUCCAGCACCGCGCUUCUCACUGCGGGGGCGCCCUGGCCAUGCCGGGGGCUUCUUCAGCAACCUCUUCCGAAGGACCUGAGGGCCGUCUAAGGGGCCUGCCCUGCCAUCUCUGGCUCACUUUCCUCUUCUGGGCAAUGGAGCGACAGGGCCCAGAUUGUCUUCCAAAGGGGGCUGGUACCCUCCCAACCCAGGAAAGCUGGGCAGGGGCUCGCUGGGAGCAGGCCCCAGCUUUGAGGGUCAGGGGCCCCAGGUCGGUGGUGGGGGGCAGGUGGGGCAGAGCUGUCUAUUUUUUGAAUCUAUAUAGGUCUUUUCUAAGCACUAGGGCACCAGGCCCCCGCGCCCUGGCAAGCUCCGGGGAAGGGGUGGGGUGGUUAUUUAUGUAUCAGAUCAGAUAGUAAUAUAUAAUUCAUUGCA